This is a messenger RNA of Salmo salar (Atlantic salmon), 1396 nucleotides long. RefSeq names its product actin-related protein 2/3 complex subunit 4. The record is from RefSeq and is a predicted model, not a curated record. Gene Ontology annotation, molecular function: actin filament binding. Lineage: Eukaryota; Metazoa; Chordata; Actinopteri; Salmoniformes; Salmonidae. Gene Ontology annotation, biological process: Arp2/3 complex-mediated actin nucleation; actin filament polymerization. Gene Ontology annotation, cellular component: Arp2/3 protein complex; actin cytoskeleton.
UCAGGUGGGAACAUUCUUGCUAGCCAAUGAUCUUUUGCAGAAAACAUAUCAAUAAACUCGGAACAACCUAAGCAUUAUGAAACCUCUAUUCGAUCAAAUAUGCCUCACCUAUUAAAAAAAUUCCUCACUUGGUCUGCUUAAUCUGCGCAGACAGAUUUUGGGCGGAGUCGACCCUCUCGCUUUGCCUCUUCUUCUCUGGCGCUGUUCGCUGUGAUAUAGAAGUGUAACAUUUGCGGAAGAGAUGUUGAAUGCAGGCGUGGCAAUAUAACUUCCGCCUUCAAACCCAGAACAACAGAGAAAUGACAGCGACACUACGCCCAUACCUGAAUGCUGUGCGUGCCACACUGCAGGCCGCCCUCUGCCUGGAGAACUUCUCCUCUCAGGUGGUGGAACGCCACAACAAGCCAGAGGUGGAGGUCAGGAGUAGUAAAGAGCUCUUACUACAGCCUGUGGUAAUCAGCCGCAAUGACAAGGAGAAGGUCCUCAUCGAGGGCUCCAUCAACUCUGUGCGAGUCAGCAUUGCUGUGAAGCAGGCUGAUGAGAUCGAGAAGAUCCUGUGCCACAAGUUCAUGCGCUUCAUGAUGAUGAGAGCAGAGAACUUCUUCAUUCUCAGGAGGAAAUCCGUUGAGGGCUAUGACAUUAGUUUCCUCAUCACCAACUUCCAUACGGAGCAGAUGUACAAGCACAAGCUAGUGGACUUCGUCAUCACCUUCAUGGAGGAGAUUGACAAGGAGAUCAGCGAGAUGAAGCUGUCUGUCAAUGCCCGUGCCCGUAUCGUUGCGGAGGAGUUCCUCAAGAAUUUCUGAGGCGGCGUCAUCGCAUCCCUCUCACUGAUCACAUGACUUGGCCAUGACCAUGGAUCUGUGAGAGAAAGGGCAGGCUCAAGGGCCCGAUAGCAGGAAGAGGGUGGAGAAGCGUACUGUGAGUGAACAACCAAUCUGUGGCGAAGACGAUAGAAAAGUGACCAAUCCAGUGUGGGUGUGUGGCACCCAACUGCGUCUCCCAAGUAUGUACUGUACUCAUAAAUAUUGAUGACUGUAUAUAAUUAAAUGUUUCAUUUUCUGCCUCUUAGAGCAAAUCUCAAAACCAAGGCAGGUCCUUAAAAGUAUUAACCAGGUUGAUAUUCAUGACGGGGACAAUGAGAAUGUGUUUCAACUGAAACGGCCUGUAUUGUUUUUAUACAUUCUUUAUGUACUCUUGUUUGUCAUUUAAACAUUUUUUAAUUCUCCUUUUUGUUACAAAAUAUUAACCUGUUCAGUACGCUCAUCAUGGAGAGAGGAAAAACAAGAUGUUUACAUUUUAGUACAAGACGCAUCACAGAUUUAUUAAGCGGUCAUAAGAUACCAAAUGAUAAUGAAUGACAUAAUCAAAUAAAACUCAUGACAGCUUGUUUGUA